Dromaius novaehollandiae (emu) is the source of this 606-nucleotide messenger RNA. Its product is annotated as olfactory receptor 51Q1-like. The record is from RefSeq and is a predicted model, not a curated record. NCBI's taxonomy places the organism in Eukaryota, Metazoa, Chordata, Aves, Casuariiformes, Dromaiidae. The coding region runs from base 1 to 606 and encodes 201 amino acids. Gene Ontology annotation, biological process: G protein-coupled receptor signaling pathway. Gene Ontology annotation, molecular function: olfactory receptor activity. Gene Ontology annotation, cellular component: plasma membrane. The transcript has a single exon.
AUGGCCUUCGAUCGCUAUGUGGCCAUCUGCUACCCGCUGAGAUACUCCUCCAUCCUCACUGGCACCAGGAUAGCCAAGAUUGGGCUGGCUGCCCUGUGCAGAUGUGUCUUACCAGUUAUCCCCCCACUUGUGGUAUUAAGAACAUUACCAUUCUGUCAAUCCCAUGUGCUCUCCCACUCCUACUGCCUGCAUCAAGAUGUGAUCAAGCUGGCAUGUGCAGACAUCCAAUUCAGUUACUUCUAUGGCCUUGCUUUAGCCCUUCUCAUCCCGACAUUAGACCCUGUGCUCAUCUUUGUGUCAUAUAUACUGAUUGCUAAGGCAGUCAUGAGCAUUGCCUCCCCAAGUGAGCGUCUCAAGGUUUUAAACAACUGCUUGUCCCACAUCCUGGCAGUCCUGGUACUGUACAUCCCCAUGGUUGGCGUGUCCAUGGUUCACCGUUUUGGCAAACAUGCUUCCCCUCUCGUUCACGUCCUCAUGGCCAACAUCUACCUGCUGGUCCCCCCCGUGCUGAACCCCAUCAUCUACAGCGUUAAAACUAAACAGAUCCGCAGGGGUGUCCUCAGGAUCCUCACACCAAGGCAACUCUGCAUGGUGAAAGGAUUGUGA